UUAAGAAGGUAUAAACUAUGGAGUGUAUACACUACAUAGUAUAAACAAUCUGAAUUUUUGUGAUUUGAUUAAAAAAAAGUGUUAAAAAUAAUUAUGUCAGUAUUACGUAAAACUGACGAAAUGUUAGAAAACAUUACGAGAUCAUUAGAAACUUGGAAAAAAAUAAUAACAAACGUGUGCGCUAGUGAAGACGAUAUUAACCUUUUAAAACAACAAGUGGAAGCUUACAGUAAGUUAGAACAAGAAUAUGAUAAAACAGAUAAAGCUAUACAACUAUUAGAUGAAAAGUUGAAUAAUUCAACAACAUGUGAAGAUGUAGAUACACUGUAUCAAGAUUGUUACGAAAGCUUAGCCACUAGAUCUACAAUAAAUCAUCAAGAUAGUAAAGUUUGGAAAGCGGUAUUCAAAGAUUUAUCUGACGUCAAAGAAAUACGGAUAAAGAAGAAAAAAAUUGAUAAUGAUCAAUACGAAGCGGUAGACGAUUCUUUAAUGUAUUCUAAUGUGUUUUCUCCACCAAUCGAUCCUAUUACUAAAGUGGUUGUAAGGAAUCCGUGCCGAAAUAAAACGUGCGAUCAUAUUUACGAAUACGACUCAAUAGUGGAUUACAUUAAACGUGUAAAACAGAAAGCAAAAUGUCCUUACAUAGGCUGCACCAGUAGACAAUUGAGAGUGACAGAUUUAGUUAAAGACAAUGCAAUGAAGAAUCAAAUUUCUCGAUAUUUAGAAACGCAUCAAAGUGAGACUGAAGAAGAUGACGAUUGAAAUAAGUAACAGCUUACAUAGUUUCUUAAAUAAAAUGUUAAAUUUUUCAAUAAUAGAAAGUGUUAUUAAAAAAAUUCUACUUGUUGAAAAAUAAAUAAUUUGUU
Diorhabda carinulata is the source of this 866-nucleotide messenger RNA. RefSeq names its product E3 SUMO-protein ligase NSE2-like. The transcript has a single exon. NCBI's taxonomy places the organism in Eukaryota, Metazoa, Arthropoda, Insecta, Coleoptera, Chrysomelidae. The record is from RefSeq and is a predicted model, not a curated record. The coding region runs from base 94 to 762 and encodes 222 amino acids. Gene Ontology annotation, biological process: double-strand break repair via homologous recombination; protein sumoylation. Gene Ontology annotation, cellular component: nucleus; Smc5-Smc6 complex. Gene Ontology annotation, molecular function: SUMO ligase activity; zinc ion binding.